AUGAAUAAUUCAACAAAACUUUUGAUGGAAACAAAGAAGAAGAGGAAGGCCGAGGGAAAGUAUCGGCCAAAAGUGGAUAAUACAGCUGGAAUUUGGCAAAUGAAGAAUAAACAGGUUGGUGAUCAAUCCUGUCCAAAACCUCCAAUGGUCCAUUCCUUCGGUUGUCCUUGUGCAAAACAAAAUAAAAAUGUUGAUCACUCCUCCUCUCUUGCAAAUUUGGUAAGUUCAUCCAUUCCAGCUUUCUUCAACAGAAAUGGUGAAGAGCUUUAUCAUAAUAGGUUUUGUCAUAAGCCUGUGUUACUAGACCGUGGUACUCAGUUGGAUAAGAUGACAGAUGUGGACUGUGCUAUUAUUUUUUAUUUUCGACAUUGGAAUUCUAUAGUUCAAAUAGAUAAGAACGAUAAAGCAUAUGAUGAAUUUGUGAGGAUAUUUUAUGCAAAUAUGCAUGAUGUUGAGAAUGAAGAUUUGAAAUUUAAAUCUUAUAUGAGGAAUGUACGUUUUCAAGUGAACUUGGAUUUGAUUUCAAAGAUAUUGAAUGUUGUCUCACCUUUUGUUGUUGAAAAUACUUUGACAUACCCAUUCAAGAAUCUCAGUGAUCAACCUGCCCUCGCGGAUGUUGCAACAGAACUUUAUGAUAGACCUUUUAAUCUGAAGAUAGAGACAUUUUAUCAAAGAUAUCUCACUAACACUUAUAGGAUUUUAAACCGUAUAGUGGGAUGUAAUAUUAAUCAGAGAGGACAUAGUGCUAAUUUUGGACUUGAUAGAGCUCAUCUACUCUAUGCCAUUAGGAAGGGGAUAACUAUAGAUCUCCCUCAUCUAAUAUUUAAUGAAAUUGUUUCCACGUUUGACGUUGGAGAUAGGCAAAAAAGUCUCCCAUUCCCCAUCUUAAUUUCAAAGAUCAUGAUGCAUUAUGGAGUUGUUAUUCACCCAACCGACAGUUAUAAGUCCCCUAUGAGUCCAUUUGAUGAAUACACAUUAAAAAAGAGUUUGAGGCAAACCGAGUCAUAUAAUCUAGAUGAUUAUAAUCCCGGGGCAAGUACUUCAGGUUCAGGGGAUAUUGUACAAAUGCUUAAACAGAUUUUGGUAAAUCAAGAGGAGAUGCAGCAAGAAAUGAAGGAGUCUUUGGAGCAGCUACGUGAAGACACAAAAGAGUCUCUCAAGCAGCUUCGUGAUGACACCAAGGAGUCUCUCAGGCUGCUCUGGGAAGACACGAAAGAGUCAUUGAAAGAGUUGGAGAAUAAAUUAUAA
Ilex paraguariensis (yerba mate) is the source of this 1248-nucleotide messenger RNA. The record is from the annotation of a GenBank genome assembly. Lineage: Eukaryota; Viridiplantae; Streptophyta; Magnoliopsida; Aquifoliales; Aquifoliaceae.